Molecule: messenger RNA, 742 nt
Organism: Drosophila subobscura
Lineage: Eukaryota; Metazoa; Arthropoda; Insecta; Diptera; Drosophilidae
Exons: 2
Coding region: 91-738 (215 amino acids)
Source: RefSeq, a predicted model, not a curated record
CGAGCAGAGCCACAGACAACCGCAAAGCCCAACGCCCAGACAGAUUGAGCAGGUCAGAACCAGAUACAAGACACAAAAGAAAUAACCAACAUGCAAGGAGUUCGAUUCGGUGUGGCUUCUGCGCUGCUGCUGCUGGCUGUGGGUGUCUCCUGUCGCUCGGUGGUGCGGCGAGAUGUCUCCCAUCUGCCGCUGGAGUAUCUGCCGCCUGUGGUGCUGCCGCCAGUGCCCAGUCGGGACUACUUGCCGCCGGUGGAGGAGCAUGCAGCGAGCCUGAACCACGUCCUGCAGCCACCGCGUGACUAUCUGCCGCCCGUGAACAACGAGUACCUGCCCCCUGUGGUGGAGGAGGAGCUGCAGGAAGAGCCCGUGGCCACAACGGAGGCGGAGACUGCUGUGGAGACCACCGCUGCACCCACCACAGAGGCCGUGACUGAAGCACAAACCGAAGCGGCACCCGAACCGGAGGCAGAGAUCGUCACGGAGCCCGUGGAGGUGAAGGCCCUGGAACACAUCGAAGAGGAGCUGCCCAAGGAGCAGGUGGAGUCUGCCGUGCUCUUGGACGAUGGCUACCAUUACCGCAAGCCCCAGGCGGUGCCCAACCUGCUGCCCGUGCAGGAGUAUCUGCCUCCCCUCGACGACAAUGCGGUGGUCGAAGAGAUUCCCGAGCACGAGGAGGACACCUCCGCCCUGCUGGACGAUGGCUAUCACUAUCGCACGAUCAGGCGUCUGCGUUUCUAGUCUG